GGGCCGGGGAUUUAGCUCAGUGGUUCCGACGCCUGCCUCCCAAGCGCAAGGUCCUGAGUAUGAUCCCCGGUACCAAAAAAAAAAAACCCAGUCUAGGCAAUUCGGUGAUUUAGCCAGACAGGACUCAUAAUUUAAAGAUAAGAAAAUCCUGGUGUGAUGGCACAGGCCUGUAAUCCCAGCACUUGGAGCUGACAAGACUCUGUCUCAAAAAACAAAACAAAAGAAAGAAAAGGAAAGAAGCGGGCAAGGAGCUCAGCGUGAAGGGCCUGUGUGUGUGUGUGGACACUGACUGCUACAUCAGCCCCAGCCAGCCACCCCAAGACCCCUGGGGCAUGGUGUCCCCAACCCGUCAAGGGCUCUUUUGCUCAACUCAAUGGAAACCCUGAGACUGAGGCUGGGGACUCGAGGAGAAAUCUCUUCCUGCCGCUGUGAGAGGCAGGGCUGAUUAGGCCGGGUCCCCAGGUGAGAGACACAGAGGGCCUCAGCUUGGGAGCUGGAGGUGACUCCAAGGAGGAGCAGCCCAGUGUUCCCAAGCCUGGGAGGUGGGGCUGCUGCGGCCGGGAUUGCAGUUCUCUGCCACCUCUCAGGCUGGCCGGCAGGGCCAGCAGCUGCGGGGCCCAGUGUGUGGCUCUGCUCCUGGUCUAGGGGUCUUGCUGGGGGAUGGGAGACACCCCGGGUCCCCCCGCUGUGCAAGGCACCUGUUCCUUGUGGUGAGCACAGGGCCCAAGGGGGCUGUGGGUGUGCAGGUUACCAAAGGAGUGGAAAAGGGGGGAUGUCCCCAUCUUUAGUGGGUGAUUAAGGGGCUGGAUUAAGGCCUGAGAGGUCAUGUCUCAUGAUGGUUCCCCGUCUCUUUGAUUUUUUGAGACAGGGUCUGGCUGUGUAGCCCCAGUCUGGCCUCAAACUCACAGUGAUCCUCCUGCUUCAGCCUCUACCAAGCCAUGCCUGGAUCCCCUGCCUGUCCUUUUGUAUGUACUUCAGUGCUUACAUCGUGUUGAGUCGUGUUUAGUUAAUAGUUCUCCUUUGAUAUUUAAGAUGUUUUUUGUUAAGCCUGUACUUAUAGCCUGAGAACAUCAGUUCUAACCCAGGUUCACUGCCUAGAAUGGAAAAUGAAGGAUCGAGCAAACAAAUGAGUGACGGAAAUGGGAAAACCUAACAAAGAUCAGCUCCCUUUGCAAACACCUCUCUCGGUGCAGGAAACCCUUGUGGCCCUGCCUGGCCUCCUGUGCACCAAGGUUGUGAUAUGCUGGGUGUCUGCCUCCCUGGACUGUGGGACCGGGGAAGUGACUGCCCCUGUGGUCUCGGCGUAGGGGCAGAUGUUCACCCAGAUCCUAACCCCUUCUGGGAACCACCCUGGUGGUGAUGCAAAUGGCCAGACAUUUCUGUUGCUAAUAAUGCAAUACCACAAGCUAAGUUAGAAAGAAAAGAGAGAUUUUUUUUUUUAAACUGGGGAUCCAAAUCAGGGGCACUGGAGCCCUGAGCUACACCCCCAGCCCUUUUUAAAUUUUAAGACAAGGUUUCUCUAAAUUGCCCAGACAGGACCUGAACUUGAGAUCCUCUUGCCACAGCAUCCCCCAGGCUGGUGUUACCCUAGCACGGCUGUGAGUGCCUUUUUGCUGGCAAACUUAGAAAGUUUCUUGUUUUGUUUUGUAUCACAAAGCGCCAAAAUGUUACUGGGAACUCCUGUAUCAAGGUAGCCUGGUCAGGAAGGAAGGAAUGAAUGAACUCUGUAGUGCACUGCUGGGCUUCUGGAGUGAGUCUAGCCUGCUGGCUCUGCAGAUGGCUAGUGCUGUUGCACGCUUUGUACUUUCUCCGCUCUGGGGGUGCAUUUCUCAGCACUUCCUGGAGCCAAGAAAUUUGCAGGAUCUUGUAGUGCGUGCUGUCCGUGUGUGGAAGCCCUGUGCAUGGCUGGUGCGUGUGUCCAAGCUCAGGGUGAGGGCUGUGCCCGGCCCCUCUGUGUGGCGAAGAUCUUUAUCUGUCCGUCAGUGGCUGUGGGUUUUGCUGGCGUGUGCUUGUGGAUGCUUGAGGCUCAGGCCUUUGCAUUUUUACUUCACCUUCCUGCUUAGAGAUGAGGUAGACCUGGCUGCUUUUCGUGUGGAUAGGAGGAGCUGGACUGAGGCCCCAGGGGACCUGGGGUGGGUUGGGGAGGGGAGGACACCGCACUGCCCCAGGGAGCUACGGAGCAGGGGCUGGAGGUCUCCACCUCCCUGGGCUUUGGCUGGGUUGUUUACCCGGCUGUCCGCUGAGCCCUCUCCCUUGAGAGGUGGCAGGUGGUGCCAUCCUGGUGUGGUGACACUCAGAAGCUGGAGAGCGUCCUCUUCAGGGUCACGGAGCUGAGUUCGAGUCCAGCUCCCUACUGACCACAGCCGCAGCCCCUGUGGUCACGUCCUCCCUGGUGCCCCGUUUCUAGUAGAUUUCAGGGAAGCGGCUCCACCCAGCAUCUGGACCCUGGCCAGUGUCCCUUCUUCCCUCUCCACCUCCUCAUGUCCCUGUGGACGGAUCUCAGCGCAGCCGAGGGACUGGAGAAGCGGCUGUCUGCCCGGCUGACCCCCGGAGCAGGACCACACCUUCGUACCACGCUGCUCACCUGGCUUGGAGGUGGCUGUCCCUUCCUGCUAUCGAGAUGGACUUGCAGGUACCGAGAGGACACAGGCUGCGCUCCGACUUCUGAGUCAGGACGGUCUCUCAGAGGCCCGUGGGCUGCCCAGGAUGGUCAGGUGCCAGCAGUGACGUGGCCGGGCUUCUCUGCCCUCCACCUGCCCACUGCUAGAGCCCUAGGCUCCCAGCCUCCCAGAGUGCCGGGAUCACAGGUCUGCCUGCCUGGAUGCUGGUGCCCCUCUCUUGCAGACCAGCCAGUCCUGUGGUCUGGUGAGACCAUGUCCCGGCCCCUAGACCGCCUGCUGCGACUGCUGUGGGGCUCCCCCAGGCAGCGGAUUUGCACCCUCUUCCUCAUCAGCUUCAAGUUCACAUGCUUCGUCUCCAUCAUGCUCUACUGGCAUGCCGGGGGAGAGCCCAGGGACCAAGGGCACCUCUAUAACCUGCCUGUGGACAUCCCCUGCCCCACGCCGGUGCCCCCUGGCCCUCGCAACAGCACCCCACUUGCGGGCAACAUCUUUUUCCUGGAGACGUCGGACCGGACCAACCCCAGCUUCCUGUUCAUGUGCUCGGUGGAGUCGGCCGCCAGGGCGCACCCCGAGGCACGGGUGGCGGUGCUGAUGAAGGGGCUGCAUGGCCGCGGUGCCCCCCUGCCCCGGCACCUGGGCAUCUCGCUCCUGGGCUGCUUCCCCAACGUCGAGAUGCUGCCGCUGGACCUGGAUGCGCUAUUCCGUGGGACCCCGCUGGCUGCCUGGCAUGCGGCUGCGCAGUGGCGCUGGGAGCCCUACCUGCUUCCCGUGACCUCGGACGCUGCGCGCCUCGCGCUGCUGUGGAAGUUUGGUGGCAUCUACCUGGACACGGACUUCAUCGUCCUCCGUAGCCUGGGGAACCUCAGCAACGCGCUGGGCAUGCAGUCGCGCCACGUCCUCAAUGGCGCCUUCCUGGCCUUCGAGCGGCAGCACGAGUUCCUGGCCCUGUGCAUGCGUGACUUCGUGGCCCAGUACAACGGCUGGGUGUGGGGCCACCAGGGCCCGCAGCUGCUCACGCGCGUCUUCAAGAAGUGGUGCAGCACCCGCAGCCUGGCCCAGAGCCACAGCUGCCAUGGCGUCACCACCCUGCCCCGCCAGGCCUUCUACCCCGUGCCCUGGCAGAGCUGGAAGAAGUACUUCGAGGAUGUCAGCCCCGAAGAGCUGGCACGGCUCCUCAACGGCACCUACGCUGUGCACGUGUGGAACAAGAAGAGCCAGGGCACACACUUUGAGGCCACGUCCCAGGCUCUGCUGGCCCAGCUGCAUGCCCGAUACUGCCCCAUGACCCACGCGGCCAUGACACUGUACCUGUGAGUGGCCCAGCGGUGGCCGCCACCACAGGGCUUGGCACAGCUGGAGGUGAUGCCGAGGGACCAGGCUCAGGCCCCUCCUCCGCCCCCGAGCCUGACAUGAGGGGGGGAUGAGGGCUGGGGCAGGGGCCUGUGUCGGGUCAGAGGUCGCCUGGGCCAUGUGAGCAUCUGGGGCUCUAUAGGCGACAGGCAAGAAGAGUGGCUGGGAUCCCAGCACUUGGAGGCUGAGGCAGGAGGAUUGCUGAGAGUUCAAGGUCAGCCUGGGCUAGGUGCCCAGAGCCUGUCUCAAAAAAAAAAAGGCACAACUGGGCCGGAAGCAUCUUUCUUCCAGGGGGCUCCAGGAAGCCAGCCAUGUUGGGGCUGAGUGUGGGGAAGGGCCCAGGAGCCUGGGACAGGGCUGGAAGUCCUCUGGGAGGAGGACUGAGCUCCGUCAUUCAUGAGUGGUGUCACCAGCAUCCACUCCCUGCACAGGCUGCAGUUCUUUUGGCUCAGGUGUUUUAAAGACACCCCCCCACCCCCGCUGUUGUGAGUGGACACAGAGGCUACUCUCGAAGCCAAAAGGCUCUCUGAGUUAGGCCACCCCGGGGCUCCGAGAAGUCGGUGCAUCUGCAAACAAAGAUCUCAAGAGGCAAGCAAGCUGUGGAAUGCAAUGAUUUUUUUGUUUUGGGGUUUUUUUUGGUACUGGGGAUUGAACUCGGGACCUUGCACUUGCAAGGCAGGUGGCGGCACCACUGAGCUAAAUCCCCAGCCCUGGAAUGCAACAGUUUAUUGAGCAUUUAUCACAUUUACAGCAAGACAGAGGGGAGCCCACCUGUGGCAUAAGCUGGAAGCCGAGGUGGCAUCAGUGGUGCAGAAUCUGUCUCACCCAGUCAUGACAGGCAGGGCUGGAACUCAGCAAUCCGGACACUGGUGCAGCCGGGGAGCCGAUGGGGCUCCGGACGGCACAGUGACGGAUGGUCACAGCAGCACAGCAGCAGCUCUGUGAGGAGCAGCACCCAGGGCAGAGCCACAAGCAUGAGCCAGAAGACCGAGCCCAGGGUUGGGGAUUUAGUUCAGUGGUUUUGCCACCUGCUGCCUGCUGCGCAAGCGCAAGGACCCAAGUUUAAUCUCCGGUACCAAAAAACCCCAAAAAACAAACGAACAAACAAACAAAAACAACAACAAACCCCCAGAAGACCGAGCCCAAGAGCAGCCAUGGGGAGAUUGAUGCAAUGUGUGCUCGUCUUAUAAUGUGUAUAAAUAACAUGUGCUAAUCCUGUGGUGGUAAAAAAUAUUUUUCUUUAUGAUAAAAAUAUUUUUUAGAAAACAUUUUUAUAAGUUUCUUGGAAGGGUUCACAAGAUGAGUUUUCUGGGGUGCAGGCCAUAUGGUUAUCACACAGGCCACAUGGGUCACGUGGUUGUCACAAGUUUAGAGCCAGUUUAGUUUUUCUUUUUGGUACCAGGGAUCAGACCUUGCGCUUGCGAGGCAGGCGCCUGAACCAGAGGUAAAUCCCUGGCCCUAGACCCAGUUUAGAACCUGACAGAAGUGUGAGAUGGCUUCUGCCCUGCUCGCAUGAGCUCUUACCAUGCAGAAUAUAAUAAAGUGACUCACUGACGUCGAGUGCUCUCUGGUCCAUGAAACGAUUCCAGUUCACAGGCCCCGUUAGUGGCACUUGACAGCUGGGGAGCGGCCAGGCAGUGCACUGCCCCGGGGUCUCGACAUUCACCUAGCGUCGGCCUUGGCUGCUGGCUGGCUCACCGUGUCCCCUCGGUCUUCUGCCACCAACUAGGGCCAGGAGAAGCCUGUUUUUCCCACCUCAGUUUUGAAGGUUCACAGAAAGCCUUGAGUGGGGCAUGAUGGUGCACGCCUAUAACCCCAGCACUUGGGAGGCUGAGGCAGGAAGAUCUUGCCAUUGAAUUCAAGGCCAGCCUGGGCUACAUAGCAAGAUCCUGUCUCAGCAAAAGCCUCAGUUGGGUCCUGUGAGUUUUCCCACUUCUACCCCGGUGUAAGCCUGGAUCUGCUUUAACUUAACUGGGGCCAGAGUAGGAGUGAGCGAGCCAGGGCUGUCUGGGGGCCUGGCAGGCACCAGGAGUGCGCUGCUGGGUGGCUGGGGCUGGGCCAGGGGAAAAUCUGAGCUCUGCAGGGCGCGGCCUGGGCUGGUUCAAGUUCUGGGUUUGGCCUCUGAGCCAGGCACAAGGUGCCAUCCAGGACGGGGACCCUGCCAGGAGCUCUGCAGUGGCCACUGAACAGGGGAGGUUUGUCAGCCUCUAGACUCUGCUGGCUGAACUGCCUGGCUCCAGGGGUAGUAAAAGAGCAGCUGGGGCCGGGGAUUUAGCUCAGUGGUUUUGCCACCUGCUAUGUAAGCACAAGGACCUGAGUUUGAUCCCUGGUGCCAAAAAAAAAAAAAAAAAGCAGCUGAUAUCUCUGCUGAAGACAAAGGAAUGUCAGCUAAUUAUCUUUCCAACCAUGACAGGAUUUCACCUUUUAAUGAUUUUUAGACUUACUGGUUUUACUUUAAGAAUAUAAAUAAUAUCUGCAACUAUAUAUUUGAGGAGGUCAGGGCUUUAAAAAUUAUUUAUUUAUUUUGAGACCGGGUCAGAUGUGGUGGGCAUGCCUAUAAUCUCAACAUUCAAGAGGCUGAGGCAGGAAGAUCCACAAGUUUGAGGCCAGCCUGGAGUACAUAGUUCAAGACUAGCCUGGGCUCCAUAGCAAGACUAUGUCUCAAAAACAAACACAAACGAAAAAACCAUAGUGUUACUAUACCACCCAAGAAUACACAAGAGAAAUUAAAAUGAAUGUGCAUACAAAAACAUACAGGAAUCCCAGCACUGGGGAGGCUGAGGCCAGCCUGGACUAUGUAGUGAGACCUUGUCUCAAAAAUAUAAAACAGGGCCGGGGAUUUAGCUCAGUGGUUCCACCGCCUGCCUUGAAAGUGCAAGGUCCCGAGUUCGAUCCUCAGUACUGAAAAAAAACCCGAAAAACAAAACCCCACCAUACAGGAGUGUCCAGGCAAUGUGAUUUAUAACAGCCAAGGCAGAGCCACCCCAGUAGCCAACAACUGGAGAAGAGCAGGGUGGUUAAUUUCAGGUGUCUCCUGGUUCUGGGAGCCUGGAGACCUGGGAAAGAUGCCCUUUUUGAGAGAAAGGAGGGUGAUUCCAUUUGGGAACAUGGUGUGUUGGGUACCACCCAUCAUGGGGCCCAGUGAGGUCAGGUGCCCCGGGCUCCUCCCCCACAGCUGUGGGACGUACACCAGCACCCCUCAUUCUCUGGCUUCUGGUCCUGGACUUCGAAUCACACUGCUGGCUUCCGGGUUCCGAGGCCUUUGGACCUGCACUGAGCCACACAUCAAAGAUCCCAGGGUUUCCUGCUGGCAAAGGCCUGGGACCUCAGCCUCUGGACUGGCAAAAGCUGCCUUCCCUAAAACCCCACUCCUUGUACCCAUUUACAGUCCCAUGGCUUCUGGCUCUCUGGGAACCUGUAAUCCAAUUUUAGUAUAUGUGCUGCUGAAGUGAGCACACAGAACCCUUAAUCCAUGCAGUGGACCACCAUCCAACAAUAUGGGGUUAUUUGUUUUCUCUGAGAGAAAGAGAUUCCUAUUAUGCUGCCCAGUCUGGCCUUGAACUCUUGGGCUCAAUCGAUCCUCCUGCUUCAGCCUCCUAAGUAGCUGGGACCACAGGCAUAUACCACCAUGCCUAGCUAUUAGCAAUUAAAAAGAAUGAGGUCCUGAUACAUCCUUACAACAUGGGCAGACUUUGCAAACUUUCUUCUGAAUGAAAGAAGUCAGAAAAAGCCACAUGGGGUGUGGUUCCAUUUCUAUGAGAUGGCUGAGGGGACAUAGCCCCAGAGACAGAAAGCAGAUCAUAGGGCUGGGGGAAGUGGCACCCAGAGUUUCUUUCUGGGGGAUGAGAUGUUCUGAGAUCAGUGGUGGCGCUUGUACGACUAGUGAAUGUGCGUGCACACGGGGCAGACUGUGGCACAUGCACUGUGCCCAUGCUGUGUUACUUCAGACACGUGGCGCUUGUUCUUGAGGCUCUGUGAUGAACCGGUUGUCCUGUGGGCUCUUGUGACUUGCUCGCACUGGGGCUCAGCUCCGAGCCCUCAGGACCCCAGCUUGGGCCACCACAAGCAGCGCUGUUUGGGAGGCUGGACCCCUGCCUGCCUGCAGAUUAGGUUCUGAUUUGACCCAUUCCCGGGUCCUGAAAGUCACAGGCUGUCCUGUCCGUGUAUGGCCCCCGCUGAGCCAGCUGACUCCCGGAGAGGGCAUCUUAGGGACAAACACUCAUGAAGGCCACCAUGCUGUGCAGUCCCCGUGGGGUUGGUGACUUCUACACAAACUCUUGGGGCUGCCGGGCAGGCUCUGGGCUGCAUCCGGGUGGCCACUGGCUUUGUCCCCAGCCUGGUCUAAAGUCUGGAGUGCAAACAGCUUGGGGGAGGAAACCACAGGGACAGGGGACAGGAGAGCUCAGUGAGAAGUGACAAACUCCUAUCUCAUGAUCCUGAGAUACAGGACUCAAAAGCAAUGGCCCCCACGACAGGGUGAAGGGCUUAGCGCUACUGAAGUGUACCCUUAAAAUUGGGUGCAGUGGCUGGACAUGGUGGCGCACCUCUGUCAUCCCAGCUCUCAGGAGGCUGAGGCAGGAGGAUCACCACAAGUGGAGGCCAGCCUGGGCUACAUAGUGAGAAGCUGACUCAAAAAAAAAAAAAAAAAAAAAAAAAA
This is a messenger RNA of Heterocephalus glaber (naked mole-rat), 8628 nucleotides long. It is a transcript of the gene A4galt, whose product is annotated as alpha 1,4-galactosyltransferase (P1PK blood group). NCBI's taxonomy places the organism in Eukaryota, Metazoa, Chordata, Mammalia, Rodentia, Bathyergidae. Gene Ontology annotation, molecular function: galactosyltransferase activity. The record is from RefSeq and is a predicted model, not a curated record. Gene Ontology annotation, biological process: glycosphingolipid biosynthetic process.